AUGGGAUCCAGGAACAGCAGCGCUGAGCAUGAAGCACCUUCAGCCACCCGCAGGCGCAGCCUGCACCACCGCAGGCCCGGCUGCUCCAAAGGCGAUGCCCCUGGCGCGCAGGUGCGGGCCUGCUGGUGCGCGAAUGGAUUGGGAUUCAUUGUGUAUCACCCGGCGGCGGUGGGACAAUUCGGGAUGGAGCUGCUGCAGCAGCAGAUGUUUACCUGGGUUUAUGUCAAUCUGAAUCAGAACAGUCCACAUAUUUUAUGUCUGAGAAAUCAUCUGUGAAACUUAGAACUGAUUGAUCCAGUAUUCUAGUGGAAUGAGCCACGUGGUGGUCUUUCUUCAGAAAAUAGCAGUGUGCACAUAUAACCAACAGGAACUUUAAUACUGAGACACUUCAACUUGAGUGGAAUUUAUACUUGUUCCAUUGUUUAUAAGCUAACAGAAAUGCAACUUGAUAAAAAACUCAUAAUAAAAUACCUUAUUUGUGCUUAAUUUGAUCAUAAAAAUUACUGUGAGUUCACAGCCCGAUAUCAUGCAGCCCCCUGCAACAGUUCUCAUAACUUUGAGAAAGCAUUGCUUCAGAUACUAAGCAAACUUGUUGCUGAACUUUCUUGUGAGGUUAUAUUAAUUAAGUCAGAAUGCCAUCAUGUAAAAAUGUAGAGAGGAGGUCCACAGAAUGAAAUCUUUUUUACAUUUUCAGGAAAAACACCUUAUAGAGAUAUUUUUUUUAAUCAACAAAUGGAAGUUAACAGGAAAAGUUCUAAACCAUUGCCUGAAAUAUACUACAUUGAGGGGACUCUGUAAAUGGUAUGGGUUGAUUGCUGCUAUCUAGGGUAUGGAAUGAAUGCUCUAAUACAUCCAGACUGUCCAGAGUGUUGUGUUGUAUGCAGCCCAGGAUCGUAUAAACCUAGUAAUGGAAUUCACUCCCUUUGGUGCAAUAGCAGUUUGGUAUAUGGAGCUACAAAAUGCUAA
Messenger RNA from Tyto alba (common barn owl), 966 nucleotides. RefSeq names its product zona pellucida binding protein (gene ZPBP). Gene Ontology annotation, cellular component: extracellular region; acrosomal vesicle; zona pellucida receptor complex. The record is from RefSeq and is a predicted model, not a curated record. Gene Ontology annotation, biological process: acrosome assembly; binding of sperm to zona pellucida. NCBI's taxonomy places the organism in Eukaryota, Metazoa, Chordata, Aves, Strigiformes, Tytonidae.